AUGUAUUGUGAUAUAUUGUUUGACGCUUCUGACAUUUAUAGUCGAGCCAUUGACAGAUGUUCAACAUCUCCCUGUCUUAACUCGGGAACAUGCAUACAGAUUGGUUGUCAAAGAAAGUGCAAAUGCAUGUGGGGUUUUACUGGAGAAAAUUGUGAAGCAAGAAUAUCUCAGAUUUCAUGCUUCCAGUCCGAAAUUUCAAUCAAAUGGAAUCAAGAAAAGCACAAGUUUGGAAGUGUAUACAAACUUCAUUUGGAGGAUUUGAUGUCUAAGACAAGCAAAGUAACAAACGUACAAAUCUUGCUGACUAAUGAACCAUCAAUAACUAUCGGGAAUGUGUCCGAACCGUCACCGAUUCACUGCGUCUCAAGCACUCGGCUUUCCAUAUCACCCGAUGAAUAUAUCCUUGUGGAUCUAUGGGUAGCUCGGAUUAGAAUGUCUUUGAAAUCCGUUGCUAAAGUUUAUUACAUCUUUGAUGAAUCGAAGUUCAAGCUCGAAUUCGUUGAUUUGGCGUAA
Messenger RNA from Styela clava, 513 nucleotides. NCBI's taxonomy places the organism in Eukaryota, Metazoa, Chordata, Ascidiacea, Stolidobranchia, Styelidae. The record is from RefSeq and is a predicted model, not a curated record.